Messenger RNA from Mangifera indica (mango), 1967 nucleotides. RefSeq lists its product as uncharacterized. Gene Ontology annotation, molecular function: transcription cis-regulatory region binding. The coding region runs from base 281 to 1609 and encodes 442 amino acids. Gene Ontology annotation, cellular component: nucleus. The transcript has a single exon. NCBI's taxonomy places the organism in Eukaryota, Viridiplantae, Streptophyta, Magnoliopsida, Sapindales, Anacardiaceae. The record is from RefSeq and is a predicted model, not a curated record.
GUUCGGUUGAUACAGCUGAAACCACGCACGCUAUCGCAUCCGUCAUCCUAAUCCUAUUCAAAUUUCCAAAAGGAACGGGAGUGGGCUGAGGCUGAGUGGAUAUUGUGAGAGUGGUUGGCGACGAUCGUGGCGGAGUAGUUGCUGUCUACGUACUUCACACCCCACACCCCCUUGCGCACUUUAGCAUCUCCCUCCGUGACCCCCCUUAACAUUAUGACCACCUCUCCUCUCCUCACUUACGCUCUAUUCUUCUUCUAUUUCUUUGAUUAUCAUCAUUAUUAUGUCAACUCCUCCCACACCCACCACCACUCGCCGGGUCCCGCCGCCCUGUUGGACCCACGAUGAAACUUUAGCUCUCAUCAACGCUUACUCUACUCGAUGGUUUUCGCUCAACCGGGGCAACCUCCGUACCUCCGACUGGGACGCCGUCUCCUCUGACGUUUCCGCUGCUAAUCUCGCGACUCCCAAGUCCUCCAUUCAGUGCCGCCACAAGAUCGAGAAGUUACGGAAACGAUACCGUUCAGAGAAACAGCGCUCUCUCGCUGUGCCAGGUCGCUUCGUUUCUUCUUGGGAUCUUUUUCCUUUGUUGGAUUCUAUGAAUUUUGCCUCAUCCUCAACCGCUGCCUUUCAUAAUCGAGAUUGUGAUGUUUUCGGUCAGAAGAUUGCUGAUGGCGAAGGGUUUCGCUCAAAAAAAGUGAAUGAGAAGAAGUCUAUGAUUAAAUAUGGGAAGAUUGAAGGUGAGUUGAAUCAAAGUUUGGGUUUUAAUCCUGAUUUAGGACGUGGGUUUAAAAGGAAUUAUGGAAAAAUGGGUUUUGAUGAUGAUGAAUUUGGAGAUGGAAUUGGUCUAAAAAUUUUAGGUGAUGGUAAUAUGGUUAACUCACAGUCUAGGGCAAAGGAUUACGUGGAGACAAAUGGUGAUUUGAGGUUCAGUGUUGGUUAUGAUCAUGAUUUUGCAGUUGGGUUUGAUGUGAAAAUGCAACAUGAUAGGAAUUUUGUGCCUCAUAAAUUGAAAAGUUAUAGGAAGAUUGAUGAUUACAAUAUGAAUGGGUUUCCUGUUGAAACCCUAGGUGAGAGGAUUUUGGUGCCACCGUCAGGGUUUAAGUUAAAAAAUUAUAGCAAAAUUGAUGGUAAUUUUAACAUUAAUUCCCAUUCUGAUAAUGAGGCUGAUUAUGUGGCUGGUAAUAGAAGCGAGUUUUAUGCUAAAACCUUUCAUUACAGGGAUUUUGUAUCCUUGGGGAGUAGGUUGAAGAGUUGUGGUAGUGUUGAUAGGAAUUUGAAUUCCAAUGUCAACAUUGACGGUGAAAAUGAGUAUGGCUCUUCAUUAAGAAUGAAGUUUGGGAAGAAGAACAGAAGUAGUGGGCUUAAGAGAGGUUUUGAUCCAUUCGAGGAGUUGGUUUCGUCAAUUACAUUGUUGACAGAAAGGUUUUUGAAGAUGGAGAAGAUGAAGAUGGACGUGGCAAGGGAGACUCAGAAACUACGGAUGGAGACAGAGAGGAAGCAAAACCAGACGAUGCUUGAAUCACAGCAAUACAUUUUGGAUGCUUUUGUGACAGGGUUGUCGGAAAACAAGAAGAAGAGGAAGGUGAAGGUGAAGGUAGAGGUGGUGUGACCUACCAGAUUGGGGCACGGAGAGGAGAUGUAAUUGGGGGGAUACUUGAAUAAUGAAAGUGAACUAUGGAUAAAGGAGGUUAGCUGACACAAUGGAGUAGCGUUUUUUGGUUGUUCAUUUUUCAAAUUUUCUGGAAGAAGGAACACUUAGAAUGGCGUUCCUUUGUCAUCACAUUAAGUUUUGGGAUAUUAUGCUAUUUUCUGAAGGUGGGUGACCAAUAGUUUGAGCAGUAAGUUUUGAUCUUUGGUGCUCGCUAGUUAAUCUGAGUUUUGUCAAUUCUUGGUUUCCUUCCUUAUUUUUAGACUCAUAGGAUGCUCAAAAACAUUUCAUGAGAUGAAUUGCUUUUUUCUUACAUACA